Messenger RNA from Saimiri boliviensis boliviensis (Bolivian squirrel monkey), 2703 nucleotides. RefSeq names its product occludin (gene OCLN). Gene Ontology annotation, cellular component: apical plasma membrane; cytoplasmic vesicle; bicellular tight junction. Gene Ontology annotation, biological process: bicellular tight junction assembly. NCBI's taxonomy places the organism in Eukaryota, Metazoa, Chordata, Mammalia, Primates, Cebidae. The record is from RefSeq and is a predicted model, not a curated record.
GCCUCUCCCUGUCAGACACCUCGGGGUUUCAACCGAAGCAGGCGGAGCACCGAGAGCGCCCAGAGGUGGUCCGGGACCCCCACCCGUGCUGCCCCUGGGAGCCCGCGCCUCUCCUCCGCGCCCCGCCCCUCGGGCCGGAACGCCGCGCGGUUCCUUUAACAGCGCGCUGGCAGGGUGUGGGGAGCAGGGCCGCGUCCUCCCGCCCCCUCCCAUCCGAGUUUCAGGUGAAUGGGUCACCAAGGGAAGAGGCCGACACACCACACCUUCACUCCCGCGCCCAUCUCUCCCUCCCCGCUUCCUCCGACGGAGGCUGCAGGAACCCGGAGCGAGGGCCAGAGCGCCGAGGAGCCCGUCCGGGACGUAGCAGAUUGGUUUAUCUUGAGAGCUCAAAGGGUUUUACUCAGCCUGAAGAUCAGCUGACCACUGACAUCAGCCAUGUCAUCGAGGCCUCUUGAAAGUCCACCUCCUUACAGACCUGAUGAAUUCAAGCCGAAUCAUUAUGCACCAAGCAAUGACAUAUAUGGUGGAGAGAUGCAUGUUCGACCAAUGCUGUCUCAGCCGGCAUACUCGUUUUACCCAGAAGAUGAAAUUCUUCACUUCUACAAAUGGACCUCUCCUCCAGGAGUGAUUCGGAUUCUGUCUAUGCUCAUUAUUGUGAUGUGCAUUGCCAUCUUUGCCUGUGUGGCCUCCACGCUUGCCUGGGACAGAGGCUAUGGAACUUCCCUUUUAGGAGGUGGUAUAGGCUACCCUUAUGGAGGAAGUGGCUUUGGUAGCUACGGAAGUGGCUAUGGCUAUGGCUAUGGUUAUGGCUAUGGCUACGGAGGCUAUACAGACCCGAGGGCAGCAAAGGGCUUCCUGUUGGCCAUGGCUGCCUUCUGUUUCAUUGCCGCGUUGGUGAUCUUUGUUACCAGUGUUAUAAGAUCUGAAAUGUCCAGAACGAGAAGAUAUUACUUAAGUGUGAUAAUAGUGAGUGCUAUCUUGGGCAUCAUGGUGUUUAUUGCCACAAUUGUCUACAUAAUGGGAGUCAAUCCAACUGCUCAGUCUUCUGGAUCUCUCUAUGGUUCACAAAUAUAUGCCCUCUGCAACCAAUUUUAUACACCUGCAGUUACUGGACUCUACGUGGAUCAGUAUUUGUAUCACUACUGUGUUGUGGAUCCCCAGGAGGCCAUUGCCAUUGUACUGGGGUUCAUGAUUAUUGUGGCUUUUGCUUUAAUAAUUUUCUUUGCUGUGAAAACUCGAAGAAAGAUGAACAGGUAUGACAAGUCCAAUAUUUUGUGGGACAAGGAACCCGUUUAUGAUGAGCAGCCCCCCAAUGUCGAGGAGUGGGUUAAAAAUGUGUCUGCAGGCACAGAGGACAUGCCUCCACCUCCAUCUGACUACGUGGAAAGAGUUGACAGUCCCAUGGCAUACUCUUCCAAUGGCAAAGUGAACGACAAGCGGUUUUAUCCAGAGUCUUCCUAUAAAUCCACACCGGUUCCUGAAGUGGUUCGGGAGCUUCCAGUGACUUCACCUGUGAAUGACUUCAGGCAGCCUCGUUACAGCAGCAGCGGUAACUUUGAGACACCUUCAGAAAGGACUCCUACAAAGGGAAGAGCAGGAAAGUCAAAGAGAACAGAGCAAGACCACUAUGAAACGGACUACACAACUGGCGGCGAGUCCUGUGAUGAGCUGGAGGAGGACUGGAUCAGGGAAUACCCACCUAUCACUUCAGAUCAACAAAGACAACUGUACAAGAGAAAUUUUGACACUGGCCUACAGGAAUACAAGAGCUUACAAUCAGAACUUGAUGAGAUUAAUAAAGAAUUCUCUCGUUUGGAUAAAGAAUUGGAUGACUAUCGAGAAGAAAGUGAAGAGUAUAUGGCUGCCGCUGAUGAAUACAAUAGACUGAAGCAAGUGAAGGGAUCUGCAGAUUACAAAAGUAAGAAGAAUCAUUGCAAGCAGUUAAAGAGCAAAUUGUCACACAUCAAGAAGAUGGUUGGAGACUAUGAUAGACAGAAAACAUAGAAGGCUGAUGCCGAGUUAUCUGAGAAAUUAAGUAUCUGACAUCUCUGCAAUCUUCUCAGAAGGAAAUGUCUUUGGACCAUAACCCAGGAAGCCAAACCUUUGUGAGCAUCACAGAGUUUUGGUUGCUUUAAUAUCGUCAGUAUUGAAGCAUUUUAUAAAUAGCUUUCAAUAAUCAACUGGCCUGAACACUCCAAUUAAGGAUUUUAUGCUUUAAACAUUGGUUCUUGUAUUAAGAAAGAAAUACUGUUUGAGGUUUUUAAGCCUUAAAGGAAGGUUCUGGUGUGAACUAAACUUUCACAUACCCCAGACAAUGUCUUAAUACCUACAGGUGUUUGUUUGCAUAGGUGAUCUCAUUUAAUCCUUUCAACCACCCUUCAGAUAACUGUUAUUUAUAAUCAUUCUUUUCCACAUAAGGAAACUGGGUUCCUGCAAUGACAUCUCUGAAGUGAAACUGCUUGUUUCCUAGCACACAGUUUUAGUUAAGUCUGUUUUAUGACUCCAUUAAUAAUAAAGUCCCUGGCCUUUCAUGUUUUAGCUACUAUGUAUGUAACAAUCUAACAGCCUGUCUAUUAAUUUUUUUUCUGUUAUGCGAGUGGUUAAAAGAGGUUUUUCUUAUGUUAUCCUGAUAAUAAAGAUCAUGUAUAAGUAACAAAUGUGUGAAAUUUAAAGAUUUUAAAUAUAUAUGUUUUUAAAAUCAAA